Cuscuta europaea is the source of this 2613-nucleotide messenger RNA. The record is from the annotation of a GenBank genome assembly. NCBI's taxonomy places the organism in Eukaryota, Viridiplantae, Streptophyta, Magnoliopsida, Solanales, Convolvulaceae.
AAAAAUAAACUAUUGAUAAUUCCGUCAAUUUCUCAAGUCCAAGCUUCUGCCAGUAUUGAAACAAAUCAGCGGAUCAGGCGGGAGCACAGAUACGAAUAUCGGAAUAUACGCUUCUCUACAAUGGAGAAGGGAGACAGAGUGAAGGUAGCAGCUCUUACACUCGCCUCUUGUGUCACGCUUGCAAUCUACUUUUUCCUUGCAUCCAAACUUCAUCAGCGUAAAAGACCAAGUCGCAGAAAUCCUUCGUCAUCACCUCCUCCUUGUUAUCUCAGAGCAGAGCCCAAACCUCAGUACGAUUUCAAGCGCGUCUUGGCCGAUAACUCUUAUUCUCACUUUCAACACCUCAGCCUCCAUCCCGCCGACACCUCCACCGCCCAGAAAUGCACGAGUUUGCAUCCAUACAUGACAGAGAUUUCGGCAUUGCUGAAGGAGUCGAAUGUGAAGGCUUUGGAGAAGUAUAAUGAGAAUUUGGAUGAAUUAAAGAGCCGUGGUUCGUAUGUGUGGGUGGAAACUGGGUCACAGUUGCAGGAGUUGGCUGAAGUGCUGAGUGGGGAAAGGAUAUUUGGUGUAGAUGUGGAGCAUGAUAGUGUGAGAUCCUUCUUAGGUUUGACCUGCUUAGUUCAGAUAUCAACAAAGAGGGAGGAUUAUCUUGUUGAUGCAAUAGCCCUCCAUGACUUGAUGGGCAUCCUCCGGCCUAUAUUUGCUGAUCCAGGGAUUUGUAAGGUAUUCCAUGGAGCUGAUAAUGAUGUUCUCUGGCUUCAAAGAGAUUUUCAUAUUUAUGUUGUUAACCUAUUUGACACUGCAAAGGCAUGUCAUGUUUUGUCUAAACCGCAGAACUCAUUGGCAUACUUGUUGAAAACUUAUUGUGGUGUCAUUACAAAUAAACAAUUGCGAAGAGAAGAUUGGAGGCAACGUCCUCUACCAGAAGAAAUGCUGCAUUAUGCUAAAAAAGAUUCACACUAUCUGAUGUACAUUGCGUGUUGUGUUUAUAAGGAGCUGAAGAUACAAGAUUUAGAAAGUUCACCAUGUCUCAAUAACAAAUUAACUUUUGUUCUUGAGGCCACUAGUCGUUCCAAUGCAACUUGUUUGCAACUAUUCUCAAAAGUGAUUGAAGCAUAUCCGGGAUAUUCUGCUGCUUCAUCAAUAAUUUCUCGAUGUCAUCGGGACCAAGGAAAUCUCCCUUCCAAUUUUGUCAAUGCAAAGUUUCACGACCUUGUGAGCAGAUUGUGUGCAUGGAGAGAUAUUAUGGCUCGAGUUCAUGACGAAAGUUUAAGAUAUGUUUUAUCUGAUCAAGCACUUGUUGCACUAGCAGCUAAAGCCCCUACAGAUGUUAGAGAUAUACGCAAAAUCAUAUCUGAAUCCCAUCCAAGUGAGGAUCACAUAUCAUCAUCCCAAUCUCCAUCAUCUCUAGCGUGUAGUCACAUGGAAGACUUUAUUAGUCACUUAUUUCAAGAUGAAAUAGGUGAGGAUGAGGAAAGCCUUCUUGAAAUCCUUCAGAAAUGCUUAGGUGUUAAUGGAAGUUGUCCUCUCUCCGCCUAUAAUAUUGCUUUGUUAUCUGAAAGUAGCUUGGAAGUAGCUGACAGAUCUGUGGUUAGAAAUAAAUCCGCAAAAUCGUCCCUGGCUCGGAAGGCUCUUCAAGAGCUGUUUGACAAAACACAGCAUUGUAAAUCUCCAGUCUAUGACAACUGUAGGAUCUAUACAAGUGAUGGUCGAUUUUUAAGUUUCUGUGCCCGUAGAAAACUUGAGUGGUACCUAAAGAAGAAUUUGGCAAGACUUGUUGAAGAGGACCCUCCUGCUAUAAUGCUUAUGUUUGAACCCAAACGACGUCCAGAGGAUGAGGACAAGGACUUCUGUUAUGAAAAUAAGCAAAAUGUGUGUGUUCGAUGUGGUGAAGGUGACCGUUACUUAAGGUACCGUAUUAUACCUUUGUGCUACAUAAAGCACUUCCCGGAACACUUUAACAGUUACAGAUACCAUAAUCUUGUCCUCCUCUGUGUGGACUGCCACGAAAUUGCUCGUGUUGCUGGUGAAAGAUACAAGGAGAAGAUAGCUGAAGAGAUUGGAAUACCACUUUUUGUCAGUAAAGAUGUUGAUGGUUCUAGCCAAAAUAAAAAAUUUGAUAUGAAACACCCCCCACCAGAUUUUGCUGCUUCGGAUAAUAAUAAUCAAGAGUCCAAUAGUGACAUCAUAUGUAUUCCGGUUGUAUCAGAAAAUGGGAAUAUCUCUACUGAGAGUGAUUUAGUUGUACAAAGUGACGAGAGUGUUUCUUCUGAACAGUUAAAGGAAUCAAUGUGGGGGCAUGGACCUCAUGGGAAGCGGGUUGUGGAAUCUAUACUCAAAGAACAUGGGGACGAGGGGAUUCGUGAAUUUAUUCAGAGAUGGAGAGAAAGUUUUGUAGAAGCCAUUCAUCCCCGUUUCCUGCCUGCACGUUGGAAUUCCAAGCACAUGUUUGAUUGAACCCUCUCUCUCCUACAAUGUAAUAUUUGUGAUAGGUAUACAACACACAAUAUGUAUUACUUCCUCCUUAAAGCAAAGAACUUCUCACUUUCCUUUUUCGUCCGUAACGAAAAGAUCUUCCCCUUCCUAAAAAUGAAAAUAAAAAUAAACCAAUUU